AUGCAGAAGUCAAACAGAGCGUAUCUUCCUAGCGCGGCGGCGACAGCGUUUCUUGCUCUUCUCUUCAUCAUCUGUCUAUCUGAAGGUGCUUCAGGGUCCUGCCUAAGCUACGGCCACUCUUGUUGGGGAGCACAUGGCAAACGAUCCGGAAAACCACCAGCGUCCGCUCCGGAUUGGUUCAUCACAAAAAUGCUCCGACAAAUAGCCGCUAACAAUGACUUGAAUCAAGGCAAACACUUUGAAACAAAGAAAGACGAUUCGGACGACAUCUUUCGGGUGGUUGUCGACGAUACGCCUGCUGACGUCCACAGACUUGAGCGAGAAAGUGAAGAAGGAGCAGUCGAUUUCGCGUCAAAAUUGCCAGAAGCCAAACCCAUGCUCGACGACGAUAUACUUUCAAAGAUGAAACUGUGGCAGAUUAUGCGAGUCGCCUCACAGAACCAGUAA
Molecule: messenger RNA, 447 nt
Organism: Leptosia nina
Lineage: Eukaryota; Metazoa; Arthropoda; Insecta; Lepidoptera; Pieridae
Source: the annotation of a GenBank genome assembly